AUGUGUGGCAUCUUUGCCUGCCAUCGCGUCCGACACAGGGGUCCCGAUUGGAGCGGAAAUGUUAUCUGCAACAACACUAAAUCCGGCGCCCAGCCUCUUACCAAUGCCGACGACUCCAUCAUCCUCGCCGUCAACGGUGAAAUCUACAACCACCGCCUCAUUCGAAAGAACCUCAAGAACCCUUACCACUUCAAGACCCAUUCUGACUGUGAAGUUGUGAUUCCUCUGUAUAUGGAACAUGACAUCGCCGCCCCCAAAUUCCUCGAUGGCAUGUUCUCCUUUGUCCUUUACGACAAGGCCCAGGACAGGGUUAUUGCCGCCCGCGACCCCAUCGGUGUCACCAGCUUCUACCAGGGCUGGUCAUCUUCCGAACCCGAGGCCGUGUACUUUGCGUCCGAGCUGAAGUGCCUGCACCCGGUAUGCGACAAGAUUGUCGCUUUCCCUCCCGGUCACAUCUACGACUCCAAGACCGGCCAAACGACCCGAUACUUUGAGCCGUCUUGGAAGCGAUUGAUGGCUGAGGUGCCGUACGGUGUUCUUCUCUCCGGUGGCCUCGACUCCAGUCUGGUCGCCUCCAUCGCCCAGCGCGAAACUCUCCGUCUAAAGCAGGCUGCGCUGGACGCCAACGGCGGAGUUGUCGACGACGAGUCGGCCAACGUCGAUAAGGGCGAAGGCCUUGUCGGUAUCGACGAGGAUUAUAAGCUCUCGACCCUGACCUUCCUUCCCCAACUCAACUCCUUCUCCAUCGGUCUCCCUGAUGCGCCAGACACCAAGGCCGCGCUCGAGGUUGCCAAGUUCCUCGGAACCAAGCAUCACGUCAUGACCUUCACCAUCGAGGACGGUCUCAACGCCCUCUCGGACGUCAUCUACCAUCUCGAGACGUACGACGUUACUACAAUUCGAGCCUCCACCCCCAUGUACCUUCUCUCCCGCAAGAUCAAGGCCAUGGGUAUCAAGAUGGUUCUCAGCGGCGAGGGCAGUGAUGAGAUCUUUGGUGGUUACCUCUACUUCCACGCGGCCCCUGACAGGGAGGCCUUCCACGACGAGACGGUUCGCCGUGUGAAGAACCUGCACCUUGCCGAUUGCCUCCGCGCCAACAAGUCUACUUCGGCCUGGGGUCUUGAGGCCCGUGUACCCUUCUUGGACAAGCAGUUCCUCGAGACUGCCAUGAACAUUGACCCCCAGGACAAGAUGAUCACCGAGGGCAAGAUCGAGAAGUACAUUCUCCGCAAGGCCUUCGAUACCAAGGACGAGCCCGACGUCCAGCCCUAUCUCCCCGACGAGAUCCUGUACAGGCAGAAGGAGCAGUUCUCCGACGGUGUCGGCUACGGCUGGAUUGACGCCCUCAAGGACAACGCCGAGCUUCACGUUACCGACGAGAUGAUGAAGAACCCUAAGCCCGAGUGGGGAAGCGAGAUUCCCGAUACCAAGGAGGCGUACUGGUACCGACUAAUGUUUGAUGAGCACUUCCCCGUAUCCUGCGCCUCGACCGUCAUGAGGUGGACUCCCAAGUGGUCCAAGCAGACCGACCCUAGCGGACGAGCCAUCUCCAUCCACAACGCCAAGUACAACUCGACCGAGUAA
This is a messenger RNA of Parascedosporium putredinis, 1584 nucleotides long. NCBI's taxonomy places the organism in Eukaryota, Fungi, Ascomycota, Sordariomycetes, Microascales, Microascaceae. The record is from the annotation of a GenBank genome assembly.